GUGUCGCUGCAUUCACCGGAGGACCAGCAGCGGCUAGAGAAGCGCCUCAGCGACAGGAUCCAAGAUGUGGAAAGCAAAACGCAGGUGCUGGCUGAGCAACUGGAGCAGAUUUCAGCACAGCUGCAGCUGGGACAGAGCUCUCCGUCGGGGCAG
Symbiodinium sp. CCMP2456 is the source of this 153-nucleotide messenger RNA. NCBI's taxonomy places the organism in Eukaryota, Dinophyceae, Suessiales, Symbiodiniaceae. The record is from the annotation of a GenBank genome assembly.